Messenger RNA from Histoplasma capsulatum G186AR, 744 nucleotides. RefSeq lists its product as uncharacterized. Bases 1 to 744 code for a protein of 247 amino acids. The record is from RefSeq and is a predicted model, not a curated record. The transcript has 4 exons. NCBI's taxonomy places the organism in Eukaryota, Fungi, Ascomycota, Eurotiomycetes, Onygenales, Ajellomycetaceae.
AUGGACGGGCCGCAGGAGUCGACGCUGCGGAAGUGCUGGAUGAGGAGCCGUUGGAGCCAGUUGGGGAGGCUGGAACUGCAGGAGCGGCAUGACGUUGCCUCCCGGCGUAGUCAGAGCUUAGUCACGCAGCAGGCACGAGGCUCAUUUGAUGAUCCUCUGGCAGAAACAGAACCGACACAGCCUGUCGUGGUCAUUACAAACAAGCAUAUAGAAGAUGCAUACAAAGCACUAGCCACCAAGCCAAAGGAUCCUAACGCUAUUGUUGCCCCCUCCAGCGACGAAUCAGCGCCGCAGAGAUUCCUCCAUGAAAACAAGCCAGCCUACAUCCAACCCCAAUGCAGUACCCCAAAUGCCAACAGCCCCAAAGCGAAGCGUAAUGUCUCCACCUUCAGCUCCCUCCCCAUCUCCGUCCAAGACCUCCAUUUGCUCUCUGACAACCCAUCAUCCUCUUCCUCGAACAACAAUGAAAAUGGUAUCGUUAUCCACGAAGCUCCUAUCCAGAGCUAUGGAUUACAAUCAACCCCGCUCUCGCUAGAAAAUGUGCUGAUAACACCCGGCGCAUCGCUAGCGAAUUGCCUAGUAUUCUACGGCCUGUACGAUCGUGGCGAUCAUGUCAUAUUCCAAUAUCCUACGUAUCAGCAACUGUAUACGCAGCCUGCAGCGUUGGGGGCGGAUGUAAGUCUGUGGAAGACGAAGGGGGAGGAUAAGUGGCGGCCGGACAUUGAGGAGCUGAGCGUGGGAUGA